AAUCACUUCUGUUCUAAGUUAGAGCUUCAAACAAAUUUCUAUAAAUGUGGUUCUUCUUCUUUUUGCUGUUGCAAGUUCCAUUGGUUUUGCCUGAAAAUAUCAGCACAAGUGAUCAGUUUCCGGAACCAACUUAUAGUCAUCUAAGUGCGUAUCUAGUUUCGUUGCGGACUCGCAGAUAUAUACACACACCUGGAGACAAUCACUUCUGUACUGGAGUAAUCCUAACCAGUCGACAUGUGCUUACCUCAGCACAUUGCAUCACGGAUAAAAAAGGUAUGAUGAUGAACCCUAGGCGAAUUGUGGUGGCCCUGUGCGCGGCUGUCUUCAAAAGCCCUGAGCCAGAAGAAUUUCUUGUUGAAAUUGACAGUAUGGUUAUCUAUCCCUAUUAUAAUAGAAACAAACAAGAUGAUAUAGCUGUCAUCAAGCUAAAGAGAACUAUCAAAUUUGAUGGCUAUCAUUUGGCAAAAGCUGUCAUAGGAAAUGCAUCACUGGAUGUGGGCAAUGAUUGCAAGACUGUUGGAGGAAACUUUGGCAUACGAAGACAAAGAUUUGGAUCAUUUCACAACAUGUUGUUCGUUAAUGUCGAACUGCGACCAUUUGCGGAUUGUUUAAGUGCCAAAAAAGAUCUGGGGGAGACUGUGGAGGACAAUGCCGAUCUCAUUUGUGUUAAGUCCUUGGAACACCUUGUUUGUACCACCGAUUUUGGGGGUCCACUUUUCUGCGAUGGUCAGCUCUAUGGAAUUGCUCUGGGCACAGUUAAUUGCUCUAGCGCGGAUCCGGUUUUCUUCAGUGACGUGUCUUUCUACAGCAGCUGGAUGAAGAAAAUGAUAUCUCAGGGAGUGGAGCUGCAGCCACAUCAUAAAUGGAUAUUUGCCUUCGCUUUCCUCACCUGUAUUUUGGGCAACUUUCACCUGCGGCAGCAAGUGGAUAUCUAAAUCUCUCGAAAAAGGAAAAAUUGCCAGCCGCUAAGCUUCCCCUCGCAAUUAAUGGAAAAUUGAGGAAAACCCUUGGAAACUUUCGCCUGUAAUGCACCUGUGUGCCACGUGUGGCAAAUGUCACGUUCACUUUUCCCCCAGAAAACAGAAAAAACCGCACUGACUUUCCAUUCAACUCUAACAACAAUAUUUUCGGUUGUUGCCAAACUCUUUUGCACUUUUGCAUUAAUCAAAGAGAAAAAGAAACUGCCGAAAAAAGCUUAAUAAAUUUGUACAUAAAACAUGAUUGAUAAAGGCCAUAAAUAAUCUCAAUAAUAAAUAGAAAAUUGGUCAAGAAAAAAGUAAAAGGCCGCGACACGGCAAUUUGAUGUAACAACCAAUCAUUAUUAAUAGCCACGAAGCGCCGUAUAAAAACCGACCCGUAAAGGUAAAAAGAAAUUGCGCACACACGCGAUAAUGUUGGCCGAAAAAGAAAAGCCAGAAGUUACCAAUAACAAGUUUUUCGCCCAACUCUUGUUGCUUAACUCCCAUUGACUUUGAGUUCAAGACCCGCUGUCAGUCGUCGGAUGGAAAGCCAGCCAUAAAUCAGUAAUAAUUAUCUUUUUUGUUGCUCUGCAAUUGCCCGAAUGCAGGUAGCUGGUAUCACAAAAGCUGAUAAAUCGAUGCUGAUAAAUUGAAAAUUACCAGCCAAGCGAUAUAUAAUGGCCUGGAUGAUAAGCUCACCGAUUGCAUACACAAAUGUACAUGUAAUCGAGCGCACAGCAUUUGAUUUUCCUUUUAUAGUGCUUAAAUUGCAUACCAAUUUGUGGUAGACAGCAGCCCAGACAUUUG
Molecule: messenger RNA, 1766 nt
Organism: Drosophila subpulchrella
Lineage: Eukaryota; Metazoa; Arthropoda; Insecta; Diptera; Drosophilidae
Product: myeloblastin
Exons: 3
Coding region: 45-935 (296 amino acids)
Biological process (GO): proteolysis
Molecular function (GO): serine-type endopeptidase activity
Source: RefSeq, a predicted model, not a curated record